Messenger RNA from Aspergillus niger, 2436 nucleotides. RefSeq lists its product as uncharacterized. The record is from RefSeq and is a predicted model, not a curated record. Bases 1 to 2436 code for a protein of 811 amino acids. Gene Ontology annotation, biological process: galactose metabolic process. The transcript has 3 exons. Gene Ontology annotation, molecular function: nucleic acid binding. NCBI's taxonomy places the organism in Eukaryota, Fungi, Ascomycota, Eurotiomycetes, Eurotiales, Aspergillaceae.
AUGGCAUCCAAGAGUUCCACAAGAGACGAGCAUCGUCUUUCCUUUGCAAAGGUAGGUGCUGCGUUGCUGGUCGGCCAACGGCGGGCUCUUGCUGACCCGCUUGAGCAGAUUGCGGCCAUGCCUCCGCCAUCAAAUCCGGAAGCCCCCGUAUCAUCUGACGAAUUGAACGGCCCACAGUCCGUCGACAACCCAUCAUCAUGUUCCGAACAACGUGGCUCGGAAAAUGUCCCCUCCAACCAGGGAGAUCCGACCCCUGUCCGAAACGAGGCUGCCGCUGAUGAUCGAAACGUCGACAGUUUAUCUCAGGCCGUGCAUGGUGUCAGCAUCGAUGACAGAAAGUACCACGACGGUCCUGUGUUCUCCACUGAGGCUGCAGACAACGGUUCUCUGAAACGAGAGAACUCGUUUGAGGACGAUCGUACCCAUCUUUCCAACUCCUCUACCAAGCCCACGAGCUUCGACUCUAAGAGCAUGGCUUCUGUGACGACAUUCGCAAUGGACGAAAAAGAUUCUUUGCGUCCGGAUGACAGUGCGAGCGUUCAGGCUAUUGAUGAGGAGGAGUCUCUAUCUGGGCACGCUUCCGGUGCCCCCAAUUCAUUGACAGGGUCAGAGUCAGGUGCCCGCGGAUUCAUACAGAGACCUCGGGGAAUCCUCCAGCCGACGGUACCUAUCUUCAAUGAUGGUAUACAGCGCACGAAUGGUGCCAUGCUGCCAGACACUGUCGCCAACAAUUACGCGAACGCCGAUGCUUUCCAAGCAGGACGGCCUAUACAUGGGUUCCCGUCAGAGCCCGACGAGAAACUCCUCGAGGCUAUGAAGUCCCCCAAAGACCGCCUCUUGAUUCUUCAACUGGAAGAAAAGGUCCGAUACUUUAUACAAAAUUCUAAGGAGCACUCUUUGGAACUCCCGCCUUCGAACGCUUUUGGGCGGCUCCUUGCACACAAGCUGGGCGAUUACUACCAUCUGACGCACUUCGUUGACAAUAACGUCACGUCCGUCCGGCUUCACCGGACGCCUUUUUGUCGGCUCCCCACGCCUCUCUCAGUUCUCCACGCUGCGACUAAUAGUACUCCGCCUCCCGCCAUGCCUGCCAUGAAGAUCAUGCGCCGUACUGAUAGUGAGCGGCCUUCCACCGAGGGUAGCAUCGCGGCAAGCUCCUCCGCUCCGUCUAAGAACGGGUCCGAAGCGGGGGACAGUGGAAAUGACGGGGAAAGGGGAUCUACCCCGGCAAAGGACAGGUUGACCUUGACCCGCGAAGAGAGGGAAGCCAAGUACCAGGAAGCUAGGGAGCGGAUUUUCCGUGAUUUUACCGAGUCGAAAAGUUCCGAGAACGCCAAUGGCGAUUCCGGUACCAAUAUGUCACGCUCGAGCUCAACAAGUGGACGCAAAAAGGCGCACCGACAGAAAACUCCUCACGAUGACAGUUUUGAGGUUCGAUCUCAGUUCAACGCGUAUUAUCCAGGAAUGCCUUAUGCCAACGGACCCAUGCCCUACGGCAUGCCUGUCAAUGACCCGUCUUUUCCAACCCAACCUUGCAUGGUGGGACCCGGUGUGUCGCCCCCUACUAUGGGCUACGGUCAUGGUGGCCAGGCUAGUCCAAUGUAUUCUGGGCCCGUGAACUUGAAUGCUAUGCCGCAUUAUUCGAUGCCUGUGUCGCCUCAGAUGACUCCUAGUGGCCCAUGGCAGAAUGGCCCUGUGCCACAACAGUCCCCCUACUCUGGUUAUGCGACCAUCAACCAGUCGCCCGCGAUGGCAUCCACUAAGUCGUCUCCUGCAUUGGGCAGUUAUCCUAUGCCAAACUCCGUCCAAUAUCAACCCAAUCCUGGUUGGUCCACGCCACCUUAUGCCGGCGGCUAUCCACAACCAUCACAUCGCAAUCCUCCCCCAUCGGGAUGGGCCGGCUAUCAAACGCAGCCUCCUACACCAACUUCUUAUCCUUAUGCUCAGUAUCCCGGACAGCCCAUGAGUCCGGGCAUGCAGGGUCACGGCGGUGCUCACCCUUUGCCCGGAAGCUUCAAUAGGUCGCCUUUCAAUCCACAGACCCGCUCGUUUGUCCCUGGUGGUGCGGCGUUAGCACGGCACCCCAGCAAGGGCAACCAGCAUGGUAUGAACCCAUAUCCCGGUAUGCAACCGGGUAUGCAGCCCCAGUGGUCCGGAUUUCAAGAUAUGAACAGCAAGGCUCAAGACAUGCCUGGUUCAGUUGGACAUGGCCCGACCCGCGGUGGGCCUUCGGGAAGCAGAGACUCUAUUGCGAAAUGGGGGACACCGUCACACCUGCCACCCAAGCCACCACCGUCCGAGGUGCCUUCUGACUUUGACUUGAAACCGCGCAGUGGGCCCAGCUCGACGCAUCCUUACUCAGGCAACACGCUCCCCGCCACCAAGAACGGGCCGCUUGUUGUUUCUGGCGGAGCAAGUCUGCCACGGGUAAAUUAA